Messenger RNA from Scedosporium apiospermum, 2673 nucleotides. Its product is annotated as Fungal specific transcription factor. The transcript has 7 exons. The record is from RefSeq and is a predicted model, not a curated record. Gene Ontology annotation, biological process: regulation of DNA-templated transcription; DNA-templated transcription. NCBI's taxonomy places the organism in Eukaryota, Fungi, Ascomycota, Sordariomycetes, Microascales, Microascaceae. Bases 1 to 2673 code for a protein of 890 amino acids. Gene Ontology annotation, cellular component: nucleus. Gene Ontology annotation, molecular function: DNA-binding transcription factor activity, RNA polymerase II-specific; zinc ion binding; DNA binding.
AUGUCCUCCAGCACGGCAACCCCCCCCGAAAAUGACGUCGUGGAGAUCCCGCCCCCAUCGCAGAGGCGGCCUCGCAGCCCCAACGCCGACGGGGCCGUUCGCGAGCCGACCGACAACUCCAGCGUUCCGAAGCCGAAAAGACUCGCCUGUAUGAUAUGCCGGAGGAGGAAAUUAAAGUGCGAUGGCGUGCGCCCAAGUUGUAGUACCUGCUCCCGACUCGGUCACUCCUGCGCAUACGACGAGGUGCGGAGGAAGAGUGGCCCCAAACGCGGUUAUGUGAAGGCUUUGGAGGAGAGACUAAAGCAAGUAGAGACGCUUUUGAAGACGCAAGAACCCAACGCAUCCCUCGCAAACCCUUCCAAAUCCAUCCCGAUUCCCCUCGAAAAUGGCGUUGGCCGGUCUCAACCACCUGGCGCGCCAACGAACUUCGCCGUUCCAAACCCGUCCAUCCCGAUGGCGAGCGACCAGGACCGGUGGCAGUUUAACGGCGAGUCUCCGCAGACCGCCGCCGUGGAGGAGUUUAACUUCAACGGCAACGUGCCCAUGAAUAUGAACAAUAUGAACGGCACAUUUACUUGGGAAAUGAUUGGGUUAGGUCUUGAGGAGCCGCUUCCUACACAAGACACUAUCGAUGAGCUACACCAACUAUACUUCGAAAAGAUCCAUCCAUCAGUACCGAUGAUCCAUAAAUAUAGAUAUCUUGCCGCUAUGAACCUAGCCCCCAACCAACGGCCUCCGGUUGCAUUGCGAUACGCGAUAUGGACGCUCGCAUGUUCCAUCACCGACAAGUACAGCGACUUGAAAGACCUCUUCUAUCAGCGGGCAAGGAAGUAUGUGGAGGCCGACUAUAUCAAAGGCUAUGGAGAACACAUGAUAUCCGUGGCCCAUUGUCAGACCCACGUUCUCCUCGCGUGUUAUGAACUCAAAAUGAUGUACUUUCCAAGGGCGUGGAUGAACACGGGUGCUGCCGUCAGGUUAUGUCAGAUGGUUGGACUUCACCGGUUAGAUGGUGCAGGCCUCGACGUGAAGCAAUGCCUACCACCGCCUAGAGACUGGACGGAGCGCGAGGAACGGCGGCGCACGUUUUGGAUGGCCUUCUGCGAGGACCGAUACUCCAGCAUCGGAACCGGCUGGCCCAUGUCGGUUGACGAGCGGGAUAUCAUGACGAAUCUGCCGGCUUCGGAAGAAGCUUUCGAGAUGAGCCGUCCCGAACAGACUCAAUCCCUCCAAGAUGCGAUGAGCCCUUCGGGCGCCACAAAGCUGUCCUCUUUUGGGAGCAUAGUGCUGAUGGCGAGCCUCUUCGGCAGGAAUCUAAUCCACCUCCAUAGGCCUGAUCCAGACGACAGGGACCAUGAUCUGAAUGGUGAAUUCUGGAAGCGACACAGGCAGAUGGACCACAUCCUGCUCAACACGUCACUCUGUCUCCCGCCUCAACUGAAGCUGCCGGCCGGGAUGAGCAACCCCAACAUCGUCUUCACCAACAUGAGUAUUCACACGUCAACAAUAUGUCUGCACCAGGCUGCGAUCUUCAAGGCCGACAAACAUAAACUGCCAGGCUCCGUUAGUUCGGAGAGUAAGGUCAGGUGUAUAACGGCUGCGAACGAGAUCGCCAGCAUUAUGCGAAUGAUCUCUCACACAGAUCUUUCUUCGAUCAAUCCUUUCGUGUGCUUCUGCCUAUACGUGGCGGCACGCGUUUUCGUUCAGUACCUUAAGAGUCGCCCAGACGACAGCCAAACGGCCGACUCGCUGAGGUUCCUCCUCUCAGCGAUGAACGCGCUGAAGAGGAAAAAUCCACUCACCGAGUCGUUCUUGGUUCAGCUCGAUGUCGAUCUGGAAGCUCUUGCGAUGAGGAUUCCGAAACUGAAAACUGCAUUUCCCCGGAGUACCGAUAGUCCUGCACCAAAGUUCUCGGCUCCGAGUAGCGACGCUGUGCGGAAUUGUGAAAACCCAGACGGCGUCGGCGGCAUUAUGGCGUAUCGAAACGAAUGCCACUUCAUGAGGGCCGAAGAGGAUGACGCCGAUCCCAGGAACGCGCCGAAUAUCGUCGACCCGGAACUGGAGAGGCAAAACAGCGCCAGCACCGGUCUGACGCCGGAGGGCCAAAACUUCGGAACCCAAUCGUGGAUGGCGGAGCAGCAAAUGGGCCCCGCUCGGGAGGCUCAUGGCAUGCCGAUGCAAGGGAUGUCGGUGAUGCAGCCGGGAUCAGCGGGGAUGGUCGGCUUCGUCCAGAGCGAAGGUAGCGGCGACUCGAACGAUAUAUCCGUCUCACCCGGCGCGCAAUCCAGCGGACCCACGCCGAACUCGAGCCACGCGUCCGACCCCAGCAAGAGUCGGUCCGCGGGCGGUCAAGUCGGCGGCUCCGGAAGCAACUCGUUCAACGCCAGCCCCGCACCGACGCACCAGACCAUCCCCUCGCAGCCGGGAGGAGUCGAUGGUGCGCCGGCGAACUUUUACGGCGCGAAUGCGUUCGGCAUCUCGAAUCCGGGGAUGGCUCCGAAUCAGAGAUACGCCGUGCCGCAGCCGGCGAUGGCGGAUUUCGGAAUGGCCGGUGGCUGGAGCGAUAUGCCUGGUCAGCAGGGCAUAGAGCCUGUUGCGGAGGGCGUUUUAAGGUCGCUUAUGAAUAUGGGACCUAUGGAUGCGAUGGAUCUUUCUUCCUGGGAGUCGGGGAAUUAA